AUGAACAAAAUCGGUGCCAGUCUUGUUUUUGUGAACUCCGGCGAGAUUGCUGGAGGUACAUCCACCUAUGCCGCGCCUUUUAUGUUCAACUCCAAAGUAACAAAUGGAGCUGAACCAAAAUUCGAAGCCGAGAAACUACUUAGCAUAAAAUCGUUGGUCUGUUUAAACACGGAAAGCGAAAUGAUCGCAGAAAACAUUCAAAAUCAGUCGGUCUUGUUGUUUAAACUAGCAACUGUCACGCAAGCGAACAACCACCAGCCAAACAAUGGCCAACUCCAACAUUGGAGGUCGAUUACGGAAACACUGAAUGUGAAAUUUUCGAAUAAUCCGUCGAUUGAUGACAUUAAAAACGUGUUGGAAAUGACAGGAAACGGUGUUUCAACCGAUAAAAACACUCGCGAAAUCGGUCUACGUGCUCAAGCCCAGUUCUACAUCGAAGUUCGGACCAUGGUUGAUGACAUGAGUGCCAACGGGAUCGAUCGAUUUAGCGUAGCCAAUCUUGUCGAUGCUCUCAUGCGUGCUCAGGAACACUUCCGAACUGUUAACUUAUGGAAAGAACAACUUCUAGCUGUACCAAAAAUUGCACGUGAUCUCUACAAAAAAGGUAUCCGCCAAUUCAAUAUGUUUGUCACCUACGCUUUUAACAAUGUCCCUGAAAUCGAUCCUAAUAAAAAAGGUAUCCAAGAAGUUGGGCUGAUUUCUUCCCAAAUGGGGUACAUCUCUGCUGGAAACUCUGAUUAUUCGGGCAAAUUUCUGGACUCGUUUAUCAACGAUGGAACAAUUUCCUCGGCUGCCGGGGAUAUCUGUAUUGAAAGCAAGGAAAUUUGUCAAAGUUCUCGUGGAAGAAUGAUGGCCGUUUAUGGAAAGAUUUUCAUAGAAGGAGACGAUGUGGCAGUGAAUAAUAUCGAGCAGGCCAAGCAACUUUUGAUCAACGCAAAAAAUCACCUAGAAGCAAUGAAUGUGAAUGCAAAAAUGGCAAAGUUUUCCGCCAAAAAUGGACCGUUGUUAGCAAAGAAGAUCAAUACAGAAAAGAUUGUUGUGGAAUCGGGAAACAGUGUUACAAUAGAUCAACUCACCACCGAUGACGCUUUAAUUAAAAGCAAGAACGCCACUCUAACAAAUAUCAAAGCCGAUAAGCAACUCUUGGCCGAAACCGAACAGGAUCUCAAAGCUCAAAAUGUCUCCUCUUCUAGGGUGCAACUUGUCUCAAAAGAUGGCAACGUUCAUGGAUCUCAAAUCAAUGCUGAUUGCCUGUUGGGUGAUGCUGGAAAAAACUUGUCUUUCCAAGACAUCCAAGCAAAAGAAACAUCAGUCAAAGGAAAACACGUGAAUUUGUCGAACAUCCACUCGGAAAAACUCGCAGCAGAAGCGGAAGACGAUCUAAAUGUUACAAAUGCCACAUUGGAUCUUGCGAAACUGACGGCCAAGCAAGGAGCCGCAACGGUAUCUGGCAUUAAAGGCAAAAACGUUGUGAUUGAUGCCAAGAAAAACGCAAACAUAGGUGAUGCUGUUGUUGAUAGCAUUGCGGUGACGUCUGAAAAUGCUGAUGUGAACUUGAUCGGUCGGGUAGAUGCCGGAAAAAUGAGAGCUAAGGCGCAAAACAAGGUAAAUCUUUUGACAGGUUCCGGUCAGGCCAAUCACCGUUUCGGGACUCUAUCGAUUGAAUGUAAAAGAAUGGAAAGCCAAAAUGCAAAAAAUUUGCUAGAAGGCAAUGGGGUGUUCCGAUCGAUGGAAGUUAGAGAUAUGCUCGAUUUGGCUGUCACCGAUGAAAAACUCGUACUCGGAAGCCUCAGUCGGAAUUGCAGUUUAUCGUUGAAAUUCAAAAGUAUUGAUAUUGUCGGCCGAGUUUCAACGUCAAAAUCAUUUCAUGCACAAGCUUUAGAUGGGGAUCUUAACUUGAAUGAUGCGAGUUUAUCAGCUGGCGGUGAUGUUGGGCUGAUGAGCAAUAGAGGCUCAAUAAAUGUAAAACAUUCGGAUGUUGCGGGAAACUCGAUUCACAUGAAAGCUGCUCGAGACAUAAAUAUACAUGCGGAGAAACAUUCGGGAUCGAGAGCAAAAGCAAGCAAUAUUAGAGCUGGAAAAGGAAAUGCUUAUGGGAGCGAAGGGCGCACGAAAGAAACAACAAUCACU
Molecule: messenger RNA, 2130 nt
Organism: Mesorhabditis belari
Lineage: Eukaryota; Metazoa; Nematoda; Chromadorea; Rhabditida; Rhabditidae
Source: the annotation of a GenBank genome assembly